UCUCUCUCUCUCAGAUUAUCAAACAUUAUUCCGGCUCCCUCCUCUCCUCUCUUCCUUCUCGUCUCUCCGGGGUUUUUUCCGCUCCGGUACCGGUUCGGCGGCCCGCGGAGGUUCUGCAGCUCUUCAUCCUGCUGACGUCAGGUCAACGGGGAUCUGCUGAGGCGUUCAGGUUAAUCGGAUUAUGCGGCUCUCCCCUCCGGCCCCUCCCUGUCCAUGACGGCUGCCAUGGAAACCCCGUUCUACCACGACGACGCGCCGGCGGCGCCCAGCUUCAGCCAGGUGGCCGAGUACGAGCGCUACCCGGGCGGGAAGAUGCUGAUGAGCAAGAAGGCGGCGUCCAUGGGCGGCGGCCACCACUUCCUGGGCGGAGGCAGCGCCGCGGCAGGAAGGAGCGGUAACCACGGCAACCUGGGCCUUCCCGGCAGCAGCGCCCUGAUGGCGCCCGGCUCUUCGUCCGCGGCGGCGGACAUGAACCUGCUGAAGCUGGCGUCCCCGGACCUGGAGCACCUGAUCAUCCAGUCCAAUCAGGGCCUGGUGUCCACAAGCCCCGCCUCCGGCGCCGCCAACCCCUUCCUGUACCGCAGCCAGGCCACCAACGAGCAGGAGGGCUUCGCCGACGGCUUCGUCAAGGCGCUGGCCGACCUGCACAAGCAGAACCAGCUGGUGGGCGGCGGACACGUGUCCCCGUCUGCGUCCUACCAGAGGAACCUGAUGUCCGGCGGAGACAUGCCCGUCUACACCAACCUGAGCAGCUACACCCCGGGGCAGAUGCCCUACGCCGGGGGGCAGAUGGGGUACGGCGGCGGCCCGCAGACCCACGGCCGCGGCCCGGACGCCCCUCAGACCGUCCCCGAGGUCCCCCACCCGCCCGGCGACCCCGCGUCCCCGCCGUCCCUGUCCCCCAUCGACCUGGAGACGCAGGAGCGAAUCAAAGCCGAGCGCAAGAAGCUGCGCAACCGCAUCGCCGCGUCCAAGUGCCGCAAGCGGAAGCUGGAGCGGAUCUCCCGCCUGGAGGAGAAGGUGAAGGUCCUGAAGAGCCAGAACUCGGACCUGGCGUCCACCGCCGCCAUGCUGCGGCAGCAGGUGGCCCAGCUCAAGCAGAAGGUCAUGAGCCACGUCACCAACGGCUGCCAGAUCGCCGUGGCGACCGGAGCCGCCGCCAAGUCUGGAACCGGCAGCGAGGACUCCAGCUGCUGAGCGGGAAGACACCUGGACGACACCUGGAAAGGUGAGGAGCCGUCGGCCAAUCGGAUCGCAGCGGAGGCGGAGCCAGACGAAACAUUUCCGGUUUGGGAUCCUUUAAAACGGCUCCUGGGAUUUAUCCGACCGUUUGGUUUUCCUGACAGGAGAUUUUAUUUCAACAUUUUAAGGAUUAAAACUGAAGAAACAUGAAAAUAAAAACUCUGCAGUUUGAAGACAAUUUUCCAAAAUCGAAACAAAAAACUUUGUAAAAAUGUUUUAAUUUCCAUAUUUUAACAGUUUUCAUCCAAAUCCAUCAUAAACUGUCAUUUUCUCUUCAUAUGUUGUUCAUGAUAUUUGAAAUCUUCUCUGCAGUUUUGUCAGUUUUUAACAAAAACGUUUCCUCAUGUUAAAAAACAAACAUUUAAACUUUUCACCUCCAGUUUCUGGUUUGGAAUCGGUUAAAAUGACCGACUUACAUUUAUCAUAAAAUCUGAUCAGAUGUUUUAUGUAACGUUGAAGGUUUUGGGGGAAAACAUGAUUUUCAAUCUUUCUACAUGAAAAUAUUCAUGGAUGUAAAUUUAUUCAGACUGUUGGGGUUUUGUGGCUGAGCAGGUAAAAGUUUUUUAUUCUCACUUUAUCCAGAAAAUAUUUUCUGAGCUGAACUACGAACCUGCAGCUGGUAGAUUUUAUUUUAUAGACGAACGGUUUGAAGGGAAAUACUGGAAUUAGGAGCUAAAUUAGAUUUUUUAGAAGUGAAGUGAGGCGUCAGGUUCUGUUUAGAAUAAAGCAGAUAAAUAGAUACGAUGAACCCAGUUUGGUUUCAGAUUUGGCCUCUUUAACGUUUUUAAAGAUUCUUGGGUUCAAACUGAGGGUUAAGUCAGUUUUUAGAGGAUCUUUUAUGGAUCUUUGGAUCGAUGCUGAAUUUUUCUGUCAUGUUUCAAACAGGACUAAACUGUAAGCUCAUUGUUGACUGUAUGAAAUUAAUGAUUUGCUUGUUUUCUGUUGUCAUUAUAAGCUACUGCUCCAGUUUUUAUAAAUGUUUCUGAGUCCUGCAUGGAGAUUUCUACGACAUUUAAAUAAUCUGCUCCUCCAGUUUCAUGUGGUUUCAUGGAAAUUCACGCAAAUUUAUCUGAUCCUGCAACAAAAUUAUGACUUUACUGUAAAUUUCCUACAAAACUAGUCAAAAGCGUUGUUUAAAUGAUGCUACCUCCCACCUGCAGGUGGCAGUAGCUCUUUCUUCUACUUGAUGUUCAGUUUGAGGUGGAUGUCACUAAAUUCUGC
Poecilia latipinna (sailfin molly) is the source of this 2463-nucleotide messenger RNA. It is a transcript of the gene june, whose product is annotated as JunE proto-oncogene, AP-1 transcription factor subunit. Gene Ontology annotation, cellular component: transcription regulator complex. The coding region runs from base 214 to 1197 and encodes 327 amino acids. The record is from RefSeq and is a predicted model, not a curated record. Gene Ontology annotation, molecular function: DNA-binding transcription factor activity, RNA polymerase II-specific; transcription factor binding; RNA polymerase II cis-regulatory region sequence-specific DNA binding. The transcript is spliced from 2 exons. NCBI's taxonomy places the organism in Eukaryota, Metazoa, Chordata, Actinopteri, Cyprinodontiformes, Poeciliidae. Gene Ontology annotation, biological process: regulation of transcription by RNA polymerase II; regulation of cell population proliferation; regulation of cell cycle.